AUGAAGACUUAUGAGGGCUUAGAAGAUGGUGAACAGGAGUUUCAGUUCAGGAGUGAAUGCAGGCUGUGCUGUUUUGUGGUGAGGAAAGAACAGAGAAUACACUUUACAGAUGAGACAGAUGAGGAUUGUCAGAAGACUUGUCUCCACUUGCAUGGUGUCUUUCCUUACCUCUAUGUACCGUAUGAUGGAUUUGGUCAGCAUCCAGAACACUAUCUCCGCCAAGUGGCAUUCAGCAUUGACAGAGCACUUAAUGUUGCUUUAGGCAAUCCGUCUUCUACUAUACAACAUGUUUUCAAAGUGUCAUUAGUAUCUGGAAUGCCUUUUUAUGGUUACCAUGAGAAGGAGAGACAGUUCAUGAAGAUCUAUCUUUACAAUCCUGCAAUGGUAAAAAGAGUAUGUGAGCUUCUGCAAGGUGGAGCCAUAAUGAACAAAUCUUACCAGCCUCAUGAAGCCCAUAUUCCCUACCUCCUUCAGCUCUUCAUAGAUUACAACUUAUAUGGAAUGAAUUUAAUAAACCUGGCUGCUGUCAAAUUCAGAAAGGCGAGGAGAAAAAGUGAUACAUCAGGUGGAAGUAAGCAUCACAGAAUAAAUUCUGCAGCAAAUUCAAACAGUGCUUCUUUCAUUGAAUGGGAAGAAGAUGAAAUACCAAGUUCUUUAAUGUUGAAAGGCGUUGAGCCACAAAGUACCUGUGAAUUGGAGGUGGAUGCAGUAGCUGCUGACAUUUUAAAUCAACUGGAUAUUGAAGCCCAGAUUGGUAGAAACCCUGGUUUGCAAGCUAUAUGGGAAGAUGAAAAGCAGAGACGGAGAGAGAAAUGUGAAUCUUCUCAGAUUAAGACACCAGAUUCUCAAGACCGUGGAUUUGUGCCAGCAACAGAGAGUGAAAAGUAUUUUCAGAAGAGACUCAAAGAAAUCCUCAAGCAAAAUGAUUUCUCUGUAACAUUGUCAGGAUCAGUGGACUACAGUAAUGGAUCAGAGGAGUUCUCUGCUGAGCUAACACUACAUUCUGAGGUACUUUCUCCAGAAACCUUUCAGUGUACGCCAGCGAAUAUGGUAGAAGUGCAUGAAGAUAAAAAGGUGAACAAAGAAUCCAAUAGGAUGCAUACAGAUAAAGAAGAGGAAGCACUUAUUAAUGAAGAAGCAAUUUUAAACAUUGUGGAGAAUAGUCAGAGCUUUCAUCGUUUGUCUCAAAAACUGAGUCAGACUACAGUUUUUUUGGACAGUGCUGAUGAGGCCAUGAUUGAUGUGUUGGCUGGUUUGGAGAGUGAUGGAUAUCAGAUGGAGCAUCACAAAGCACUCUCUCACCAUCGUUCUCUUGGGAGCUGUCGAAAUUCUCAAAACAGCGAUGAUGAAGAAAAUGAGCCACAGUGCGAGAAAGAAGAAAUGGAACUUAGCUUGAUAAUGUCCCAAAGAUGGGACAGUAGCAUAGAAGAGCCCGGGCCAAAAAGAAGGUCAGUUGGCAAAAAUAUGCAUCGAAGUUCAACAGAAGAGGAUUCGUCUUCAGAGGAAGAAAUGGAGUGGAGUGGUAGCAAUAUGCUCCUAACUAAUCUCUCUAUACCUCAGCUAGAUGGGACUGCAGAUGAAAAUGGUGACAAUCCUUUGAAUAAUGAAAGUUCUCGAACUCACUCCUCCGUCAUUGCAACAAGCAAAAUGUCUGUAAAGACCUCAAUCUUUCACAAAGAUGCUGCUACACUAGAACCCCCAUCUUCUGCUAAAAUUACUUUUCAGUGUAAACACACAAGUGCCCUUUCUAACCACGUUUUGAAUAACGAAGAUUUAGUAGAAGAACUCUCGCAACCAAACACAGAAACAAGACCGGAACUUUCAGUUCAUUCUCUUACAAAAGAAAGCACUUACACAGCAAAGUACCCAACGUCAUUCAGCAAUAGUACCCAUGCAGAAAACUCACAUAAAGAGAGUAACAAGAAAGAUACUCUUCCAGUUCCUUCAUGUGAAAAUAAUAUUUUUGAGUAUGAAGAUGAUAUUUCAUCAGUGAGCAGACAGAUACCUAGCAGGAAGUAUACUAGCAUUAGAAAGACUGAGAAAGAUGUCUCUUUUAUGCAUGUGGGCCGCCACAUUGGUGACAGCAUAUUGAAUAAAAACUCUUUUAACUUUUCUGAUUUGAGCCACUCUGGCCACUCCAAAGGUAAAAUAUCCUCUGAACUAAAUGAAAAAGCCAGCAGCGCAAGUAUAAAUAGUUUUUUUCCAGCAACAGUUACAGAAAAUUGUGAAUUGGUGUCUUGUUCAGGAGGCAGUCGAACUGUUGUACAUUCACUUGAAAAUAACACUGAUGAAGGUGGCCUUAAUAAGCUUAAAAUUAGGUAUGAAGAAUUUCAGGAGCAUAAAACAGAAAAGCCAAGUCUCAGUCAACAAGCAGCACAUUAUAUGUUCUUUCCUAGUGUUGUUCUUUCAAACUGUCUUAGCCGACCACAAAAGUUAGCACCUGUGACAUAUAAAUUACAGCAAGGCAACAAACAGUCCAGGUUGAAGCUGAAUAAAAAGAAAUACAGUUUUAUCAAUCAUCAGGAGCCUGCAACUGUAAGUGAUGUUGUAUCAGUGAAGGAAAGCUGCUAUACACAAGGUAAUGCUUGUAGUAAUAUUCCUGAUAAGGAUAGUGCUUUACCUAGUGACUUAGUCCAAGUUCCUUUUGAGGCUUUUGAAAACAAAAUGCCUACAAGUACUGCUCAUUGUACUGACUGCCAAAUUGGAGAUGGAUCUCUUGAAACUGAGCAGUCAUUUGGAUUAUGUGGGAAUAAAUACACACUUCGAACUAAACGAAAGGUAAAUUAUGAAACUGAAGACAGUGAAUCAAGCUUUGUCGCACACAACUCAAAAAUUAAUCUACCUCAACCAAUAGAAAGUGUUGAAAGUUUGGAUGGGUCUCAGAAGUCUCGAAAACGUAGAAGACUUUCUAAAAAACUGCCACCUGUUAUUAUUAAAUAUAUUAUCAUCAAUAGAUUUAGAGGGAGAAAAAAUAUGCUUGUUAAACUAGGGAAAGUAGAUUCUAGUGAGGAAAGAGUGGUACUCACAGAAGAAAAGAUGAAUUUAUAUAGAAAGCUUGCACCUUUAAAAGACUUUUGGCCAAAAGUUCCUGACUCUCCUGCAACCAAAUAUCCUAUUUAUCCACUAACGCCAAAGAAAAGUCACAAAAGAAAAGCAAAACAUAAGUCAACCAAGAAAAAAGCUGGAAAACUGCAAAGAACAGGUAGUAAAAAUAAUAUUAAAAGAACUUUAUCUUUCAGGAAAAGGACUCACACAAUUCUUUCUCCUCCUUCACCAUCCUAUAAUGCUGAAGCUGAAGACUGUGAUUAUAACUAUAGUGAUGUUAUGUCUAAAUUAGGUUUUCUUUCUGAGAGAAGCACAAGCCCAGUAAACACAUCACCACCUCGCUGCUGGUCUCCUACUGAUCCAAAAGCAGAAGAAAUUUUGACCAACCUGGACAGAGAAGCUUUACAUAGUAGGGGUAAUAUGUACCACAACAGGACCGUUAAUUCUAAUGUAGGAAAAAAUAGUCGAGCAAAAACUCAGGUUAAGAAAUGUAAAAAGAAAUUUGCUAGCCCUACUGUAUCUACCAAGAAAAAGAAAAAGAUGAAUCAGAGUGAUAAUGCAGCAGAGGAUGGAAAGAAGAAACCUAGAACAAAACAAAGACAGAGAACAACAGAAAAAAUGUCCUCAAGAAAACGCAUGGUAUUUAAAGAUGAAAAAGGAAAUAAUCACUCUACCACGGAAGUGAAGUUUGUGCUGAAACAUCAAGAUCUGCCUGAGAUGUCUUACAACUCACAGCCGCUUCAUCAUCGGAGAGAUGGUCCUCUUCCUGGCUUUACAGCAGGGUAUCUGCCAUCAGCACCAUUCCCCUCAGCAGCUGAUACACAAUGUAAUUCAUCAGACCGUUUUCAUUCAUUGAUGGAACUUGAUAAACCUUUAGAUGCACAGUGUUUGCCUGCUCCACGAGAAAACCCUCAUUCAUCUUUCACAUCAACUCCUGUGGCAUCCGGAAGAGAAGGACUGAAAGUGAGCUCUCAAAGACCCAGGACUCAAAGUACUGUAUUUAGAAUGAAGGAAUCUGCUCUCAUUAAAAACAUAUUUGACUCAUCUAAUCACUCAACUCAGGUAACACAGAAUGUGUGCAUCUCUAAAGAUAAGACCUUUGUAAAAGCAGAAGAGAUAAAAAAUUUGCAAAACAGAUAUUUACCAUCAGCUGGGAAAUCAGGUGAAGCUCGCGAGUCUUCGGACUCAACAAAGAUGGAUCAGUUGCAUUCCACUGGCUAUUUGCAAUGUAAAGAUAGUAAUCAACAGCAGAUUUUUUGUAUACCAGAGGCAUCCAAGCAUUCUGAUCCUUCUUCUUCUGUUCUUAAGUCAGCUGAGGAAAGUCCAGGGCCUCUUCAGUUGCCUAAAAACUGUUUCAUAACCUCUUUGAAGAGUCCAGUAAAACAACUAAAUUGGGAUCAAAAACAGAAAGGAUUUCUUUUGGAAAUGUCACAUUUUAAACCUGAACCAGUAAAACAGAAGUCUAUGUCAGAAACAACCACGCAACCAAAACCCAUUUCCCAGUAUAAGAACAGGACUAUAGUGGCCCCAUCAGCAUUCAGUGAAGGACAGUCUGGCCUGGCUGUUUUGAAAGAGUUGCUCCAGAAGAGGCAACAGAAAGCUCAGAAUGCAAAUGUUACACAAGAACCAGUACCAGUUAAAACACAGCUGAGCAGAGGUACCCCGUGCCCUCUUGAACAGAACAAAGCAAUCAAAAGGUCACGGUCAGCCACACCUAGAAAACCACGUGCUCCCAGGAAUACAAAACCUAAAGAAAAAACACCAAAACUUUCAAAAAUGGAGUCUUUAAGCCAACAAGUCACUAGUCGUGUUGAUCAUUCUGUGUCUGAUGAUAGCCCUAUAUUUUUUUCUGACCCUGGUUUUGAAAGCUGUUACUCCCUUGAAGACAGCUUAUCUCCAGACCACAAUUACAACUUUGAUAUUAAUACUAUAGGGCAAACUGGAUUUUGCAGUUUUUACUCUGCAAGCCAGUUUGUCCCAGCAGAUCAAAAUUUGCCCCAAAAAUUUCUGAGUGAUGCAGUUCAAGAUCUUGGUUCUGUACAAACAACAGAAAAUGACUUUCUAUGUCGUAAUGACCAAAAAACUGAUGAAGAAAAACAGCAUUCUUCAAGCACAAGUAAGUGGAUAAGACCUGGUUCUCUGAGCCCUGAGCUUUUUGAGAAAACCUCCCUGGAUAGUAAUGAGAACCACUGUCAUAGCCAACGGAGGAAAAACGUUCAUCCUUCAACUUCUAGGUCUAACUCUAUUGAUACCUCUUGUACACAAGAGACAGAGAUCUGCCUAAAUGAAAAAUUUAAAUUGACUAGAAAUACAGUAAACAAAGAGAGAUUUCUUAACCUUCCUCAGCCAACCAGCUCAGACUGGAUUCAAAGCCACAUUAGAAAAGAAACCACUUUUGAACCCUGUCAACCACUUGAUUCAGUUAAUACCUCUUUUACAUCUGUACUGUCUUCUCCUGAUGGUGAACUCAUAGAUGCAGCCUCUGUGGAUUUAGACUUAUAUGUUUCAAGAAACAACGAAGCAUUAACUCCAACUCCAGAUAGUUCGCCAAGAUCCACCAGUUCUCCCUCACAGUCAAAAAAUGGAAGUUUUACACCUCGUACUGCUCACAUUCUUAAGCCGCUUAUGUCCCCACCCAGUCGUGAAGAAAUCAUGGCAACUUUACUGGAUCAUGAUCUCACAGAAACAGUUUAUCAGGAACCAUUUUGCAGUAAUCCUUCUGAUGCUCCAGAAAAGCCAAGGGAGAUUGGAGGACGGCUUCUUACUGUAGAAACUAGGCUUCCAAAUGACCUGCUUGAGUUUGAGGGAGACUUUUCAUUAGAAGGGCUACGUCUCUGGAAGACUGCAUUUUCAGCAAUGACUGAAGGUCCUAGACCAGGGUCACCUCCUCGUUAUGGUCACUCUGCUGCUAAUAAAAGAGAAGGUAAUAGCCAUAAAACUAGCAAAGACAAAAAAAUUGUUAUAAUGCCAUGCAAGUGUGCUCCAAGCCAGCAACAAGUUCAGAUAUGGCUUCAUGCCAAAGAAGAGUAUGAACAUUUCAAGAAAUUGCCUAAGAAUCAUUCUGCUGAGCUGGAAAAGGCAGCUGAGAAUUUCGGCUCCACAGUGUUGUCUGGAGAGAAAUCUAUAGAAGUAGCAAAAGCAGCUAAAGAUUUAAAUUUGUCAAGCCUGGAAGGUGGAAGACCUAUAGUGCCUACAAAGGACUCUCCUGCCUCUGUGGCAGAUCCUACAAAAGCACAAACCAAGGAAACCUAUGACAAGUCUGUAAGUGCUGUAGGAGCUUCUAUAAAUAUUAAAAGUGACAUAGAUGCGAAUGAAACUACAUCUGAAAGCAAGACACUUACCACUUCAGCUCUAGAAUGUGAUAAGGAAGAGGAGGAAGAAGAUUAUUAUGUCAGUUACAGUUCACCAGAUUCUCCAGUGCUUCCACCUUGGCAACAAGUAGCAUCUCCAGAUCCCAAGCAGUCCAAUUUAGAAGAUGCAGAGUGGAAAAGUCAGGAUGUUAUUUUGUCUUCUGUUGAAGAAAAUAAAGUAGCGCCUGUUGGAAGCACACAAAGUUCUCCAUCCACCCAAGAGGACGUUAAGAUAACCUUUGACACAUCUCCACUUCUACUUAGUGUAGAUCCUGGGAACUCUGAAUCCAUUUGCUUACAUAGUACACCCAUCACACAGAGAAAAAAUCAAGAUGGAAUCCGUGAAGUUCUUGGGUUUACUCCUUUAUCAACAGAACCAAAAGCCCAGAAACUGUGUCGUAAGAGAGGAAUUAAUCCUGAUGGUCUUCGAAGAGUACUUCUAACCACACAGAUGAAGAAUCAGUUUGCUGCCCUUGGUGCUCCAAAGAGAGAGACUUCUCAGAUUGAAGGACCAUCUUUAAAUAACACUUAUGGUUUUAAAGUCAGUGUGCAAAACCUGCAAGAAGCAAAAUCUUUACAUGAGGUCCAACACCUUACCCUCAUCAGUAUGGAGUUACAUGCUCGAACCAGACGAGAUUUGGAACCAGACCCAGAGUUUGAUCCGAUCUGUGCUUUAUUCUAUUGCAUCUCAUCAGACACAGCACUUCCAAAUACUGAUAAAAAAGAAAUCACUGGCGCUAUAGUGAUUGAUAGUGACAGGACACUCUCCAGCCAAGGGAGCAGAGACCAAGCACCCUUGCUCACAAGAUCGGGAAUUACAGGACUAGAAGUCAGUUACGCUACUGAUGAAAGAACUCUUUUCCAGGAAGUAGUGAAUAUUGUAAAAAGCAAGCACAUUCAGAUCCUCUUAAGCAGCUGAAUUACAGUCUUGAAACUGAUCAGCCAUAUCGAAAACCUCUGAUGAGAAAGACAUUGACCAACCCCGUGAAGCCAGAAUACAAAAAGAGUUGCUGAAUGCAACCAACACAGGGUGGGUCCUGACAGAGCAGCAGAUCCUUGUUCAGAGAAGACAAAAUUCAGGUAAGGAAAAUUUUAUUUUUCUCUUUCUUGGAAAUCUAGUGCUCCAUCAAACUUAGGAAAAAUACUAAAAAUGAAAAGCUGCCAAUAAAUCAAAAACCCUCCAUCAGUGUGGGGAAAUUUAAAGAGUGAGCAUGGGAGAGAGAAUUCAGCAGUUAGGUUAUAUAUUUAUCACUGAAGAACAGAAGUCUACAGAUGUACAUAUUGAAGACAUUACUCGAUUUCUGUAGUACUCCAGGAUGGAAUUUAUCAAGCUGCUGACUGACAAAGCUCUUCUUAAGAUAUGUUCUCUUUCUCUUUCCACACUGUGCUAGCAUGUCUUUUUGACUCAACUUCAUAUGUUGAUUCAGUUAACUUAUGUUUCCAGGAUAUAGAAGGUUUGAUCUAUUCUUGGGGAGGGAGACUGCUAUCUUAGACAAUUCUUCUUAUCUGCUUCCCUCCUCUCUUAAUGCAAUAUGAGCUAAAGAGUCAGACUUCUACAAAUAUUUUUUUAAAACUUGGACUACAUCUGCAGAUUGAAGCUCUUUUUCCCCCUUAUUUUCUGUAGCAUAAGCCAAAAAGAAAACAAAAAUUUACUAGAGUAAAUGUUUUAUAUUUCUUAGUAAGUAGAGUUUAGUCCCAGAGCAGCUUUAACUGGAGAAAAAAGUGUGUGAAACUUCCUCAUUUAAAAGUAGUGGACUGCAAAAAUCUUCCUCAAUGGCAAAUGAACAAGUAAACGUCUUUAAGGAAAAUUUUCAGCAUUGGGAAUUAUUUCUAAAAUAGGCUUGUGGAUGCAUCAGGCUGGAGUGAAUGACAGAAUAUCUUACUUGUUCUUGAUUGGCAACACUAGAGAAAGACCUUACCAGCUUGUUGGUAUCCUGAACAGGGAAUACAUCAACUAUGGGAGAGCAGUUGUCUUAUACAGUCAAGUUGAAGAAUUCUUGUUCCUGUUUCUAGUCAUUCUCUUAUCAUUUGGCCUAAUUCUUGCUCUCAUUUCAUUUAUGUGAUGUCAUAAAAGAUACUCAUUUGUUUCAAGUUCCAUUCUUUCAUUUAUCUGUUUAGGCUGCUUCUCUUCUCUUCUCUUCUCUUCUCUUCUCUUCUCUUCUCUUCUCUUUUUUUUUUCUCUUCCAGUCAUUGAACGUAAGAAGUAUUUGAUCCUGUCACUUUUUGUCAAUAGAUGUAAAUUCUGAUUGAGCACAAUAGAGUAUUCGAGUAUUUCAGCACACUAAUGAGAGUAAAAGAUGAUUUGGGGAAACAUGUCACUUUAUGUGGUUUAGCAAAUAACCACUUUACCACUUAGCUCAGCAGUCUCUUUUUCCAUCAGAAAUCUACAAGUGGUGUUGGUUUUUUUGUCUUCAAACAAAUGACAUGGAGUACCUACUCAGGCUUUACAGUGGUCAAUACUGAGAGACAGAGAUGUUGAGACAAAGUAGAGUUGAUAGAUCAGUGAGAUUUUAAUGCUUGAAACUUUUUUUAUUCCUGGGCUGUACCACUAGCCAUUUGUCAACGAAGAGAGUCUACCAGAUCUUUUUAUAGCUGAGUUACUGUUUUACAUGUUCCUUGAAAAUGAAUAGUGCUUCAACAAGUUCAGUGGAAAUGGUUAGCUGAAGUUUGAUUGAGUUGCACUUUCAUUGUGAAAGUGUUUUCUAGGUCUGUAUGACCUAAGAUAAGCAUUUUUCUAACAAGACAAAACAGAUACUAGGUAAAAUAAAUACCAGCUUAACGGUUCUUCUGUGAAAUGAAUAGAUAUUGUCUGAUUAAUUCGGGGCAAUUUGAGAGGAAGCUUCACCAACAUAAGUCCAGAUUUCCCUUUUGGUAAGGUGUCCUCUGGUUGUAAACAAGAAAGUAGGACUUGAGCUCAAAACUGGCAUAAAGCAGCUGAAAAACAAUAUCCUGCCCAUCCUCUGCAGCCAGUGAGGCUCUUUGGAGUUGCCAUAGGGGAAGUACAUUUUUUGUCUUGAUAUGGAGCCUGUAUCUAUACUGCUGUGCUAAUGGUUUCUGUGGUGCUACCUGAACAGUCUUCCUCAGUAGCCCUUCUCUUUAUCUGAAGGUGUCAGCUGCAGUGAGUUGGAGAAAAACAGAAGAAUCUGUCUGCCUGCAAAAAAGAAAAACAAAAUCACCUCUCUUUCUGAACAUAAAGGCAGAAAAAUGGAUAAACACAUUCAUAUAGCUCCAUAAAUCAGUCAGCACAGAACACAGAAAAGCUGGCUGUUGAAGGAGGAGAAAUGGAAUGCUACAGGGAUUUGUCUUGGAGAUGUUAAAAAGAAAAAAGGCAGAAAUACUAGAGAUAUCCAAGCGUGAUGGAGCAGUGGAUUCCCAUGAAAGAGAAAUUAAAUGUCUUGGCCUCUCUUUCAGUUUUAAUGUAAAUUAUGCCUCUUUUCUGUACAAAUGCCAUGAGGUAGCAGAAAAGGGCCAAUCCUGCAAGUAUGAGAGGAGCAAUUUUGGGGAACUUAUGUGGGAAUGCACAGUCCCCAUCUCUGUGAUAUGCAGAGAAUUUGGAAACACAGUGAGCUUGAAAAAAAGGUAGAAAAUUCACUGAUACUUGACACUCUCUAGCUACGCACUGUACUUUGGUCCCGUGGAAGUAGUUUCUGCUAAAAACAUAAAAAGAGGAUAAAGAUGUAAGAUUUUCUUGAAGAUAUUGGGGAUAAAGCAUUUGUAAUUUAAUUAGCUGUUAUUGCUUAGUGUUUAAAUGUUUUAUGUAGUGUUUAUCUUAUAAAACAUGAUGCAAAUUAAAAUUUUUAAUUAAUUGCAGUGCAUUAUGUUUAUUCAUCUGUAAAUGCUCUAGCAGCAUUUCCAGAUUAAAAUAGAGAUGUAUUAAUCUAACCUUCUUUUCCCAGGCUAGUAGCAUCUUCUGUGGAAUAUUCCUGUUGACAUCUCUGCUUAAUGGCAUAAUGUCCUUUAUCAACUCCAUGGAUUUUUAUUGUCCAAAGCAAACUGGAAAAAUGCUUUCAGAGAUUUCGCUUAUGUGUUUGAGUCACCAGUUAUUCUGUUUUUGUCUGUAUUGUAGGUCUGGCCUAAUUUUCUUUCCCCCUUUUUCUCUCAAUUUUAGCUGGAAGAAAAAUAGCAGUCAGGAAAAGCAGACUCAUAACAGAAAGGAAGGCAUAAUUGAGAGCAUUAGAAUUCAUUUAUGAAAUUAUCAGAUGAGAAAGUGGAAAGGAUGGCAUAACAGUACAUAUAACUUAGCUAGAAAGGAAAAUAAUCUUAUUUCUUCUCUCUGCACCAUGUGUGAGUUAAAUGCUAAUGCUGUCAUGUUUAAAUCCUGCCAAUAUAAAUGCUGCUUUUCAUCUUUGCAGAGAGACUGGCAACAGCAUGCAAAGCGGUAUCAGUGCCCAUCCUUUUAACAAAAGAGCACUAUGUUGGCAGCCUUACUUCUUGUUCCUGUCAUGUUAGUCCUAGCCAACAGCUUUCAAAAAUCAGUGCUACAACGUGGUAGUUUCUUGCAGGUGUAAAAGCUGGUCUUGUUGUGAUUUCUUUAGUAAGACAGCUUAAACUGGUGAUGAAGACCAAUUGGAUAGUGUACUGUAAAAACUGUGAUAAGGGAGGAUGAAAACUAUAAAACUUGUCCUUAAUAGGAAGUGAGGGAGGUAAUGCACUGUUCCUGCAAGGAAAAACACAAAACAACCUGAUGGCAGCUGCUAGUGUAGUUAAAAUGACUUGCUACUUACUAACAGUAUGUUGGUUUCUGUUCAGAACUAGCCUAAAGGGAAGUACCACCUGUGGCAUAAGGAAUGAAGUUUUUUGUACCACAUAAGCAGUUCUUCAGAAGUUUCUCACUCAAGUAUACAUCUGUCAUAGAACCUGUCUGGAUAAGUUCUUGCCCUGCCUAAAAUCUACAAGUAUUUUCCAUUCUGGACAGUGUGAAACCAGUUUUCAAAUAUGAAUGUAAAUGUGAGGCUUCUGUGAGGCUUUCCUUCAUUUGAAAUAAUAAACAACGUUUUGUGAUAUGCUGAUACUUGGAUGGUUUAGCUGCAAGAAUUAAUGUGAAAAUGUUAAAUGUUAAAUUUUAUGUCUGUUGUAUAACAACUAUCUAGAAUAUUACAUAAUUCCUUUUGGUUUUAAAGCUGAGAUGGAGAUGGUUCAUAGUUUUGGAACCUCAAUUCACAGUCAUUCUGUGAUUGUGGUGCAAGUGGUGAUAACUUUUUGACAUUGUGAUUCUGCUACUGAAAGGAGCUGCAGGCUAGUUUCAUAUCUUUCUCCAUAAAAAAGUUCAAGUAGCUUUGGUUUUGCACCACUGGGUACAGUUAGAAUGGAAUUUAAAAGUGAAUAUUUUUUUUUUACUACGGAUAUAUUUAUUUUAUCCAGAAACAAAAAAGCAUUAAUUUGUUAUUAACAGCAAAUAGCAAAAUAUCCCCCAAAUACAAAAUGCUUCUGCUCUAGCAAAAAAUUUUAUCAAAGCCAUUCCUACAUAGGUGGAAGUAAGUGUGAAAAGGGGUUUGCAACUUUAGCUAGGUAAUAAAAAAGCCCAAAUUGUAAUAAAGAGAUGCUCAUGCUGAAUAAGAAGAUUCAGAUACUUUAUUUUUCACAAAAAGUGUCUAUGGCAGAAGUAUGGAGAACUCCUAUAUCAAGCAGUCAGCCAGUGUUGGCAUUUACUAUGUGUUUAAGGAUGCCAAAAGCCAGGAACCCUGCCUACUUGAUAGGACAAGGGGAGAUUUAGAUUAGAUACAAGGAAAUUUUUUACUCUGAGAAUGGUGAGGCACUGAAACGGGCUGCUCAGUGAAGCUGUGGAUGCCGCAUCCCUGGAGGUGUUCAAGGCCAGGUUGGAUGGGGCCCUGGCAGCCUGAUCUUGGUUGGCAACCCUACCUGUGGCAGGAGAGUUAGAACUAGAUGAUCUGCGAGUUCUCUUCCAACUCAAAUCAUUCUAUAAUGUUUGUCCCAUAACCUAAGGUCUGCAAGCCUGCAUCCUGCUGUGAGGUUGAAUAUAGACUGUGGUACAGGACCCUCAGGUUAUUGUCGAGUCCUCUACCUUUAUCAUUGUUUAACUGUGUUGAAUUAUGCCAGCUGGGAUUCAGAACCUCACAACUGAGCUGCAUUGAAAGAAGCACCUGUCCUUCCUGAUGAAGUCUUUUUUUUUUUUUUUUUCCCUA
Messenger RNA from Meleagris gallopavo (turkey), 12538 nucleotides. The record is from RefSeq and is a predicted model, not a curated record. NCBI's taxonomy places the organism in Eukaryota, Metazoa, Chordata, Aves, Galliformes, Phasianidae.